Molecule: messenger RNA, 2516 nt
Organism: Tripterygium wilfordii
Lineage: Eukaryota; Viridiplantae; Streptophyta; Magnoliopsida; Celastrales; Celastraceae
Product: ubiquitin carboxyl-terminal hydrolase 18-like
Exons: 11
Coding region: 271-2331 (686 amino acids)
Biological process (GO): protein deubiquitination
Cellular component (GO): nucleus; cytosol
Molecular function (GO): cysteine-type deubiquitinase activity; cysteine-type endopeptidase activity
Source: RefSeq, a predicted model, not a curated record
GAAGGAAACCUUGUGUCUUUUUAAAAAAACAAUGAAAGAAACCUCUUUUUUUUAGUAAUUGUGGAGGAAACCUCACUGUAUUCCCCCUAUAUAUAUUCUCCAGAAGCAUCUUCAAAACCCUAAGUUCAAUUAGGGCUUAUGCAGUUAAGCUCAAAUUGAAUUUCAACAGUUAGCUCAAAUUGAAUUUCAACGUCGAAAAAAGCCCCAAUCUUGGAGUAAUUAUCGAUGAGAAGGGACAAGAUUGAGGCGAAUUUGAUCAAUUUGGUUUAGAUGCAUGUGAAUGGUGUAUCGUUGGAUCUGAAUUGGUUUCUGCAAUUGAUAUUCACGGUAUUUAUAAUCUCGUUCGGUUUGCUACACUUGGUGAAGAACACGGCGUCGAAAUACUUCGAAGUCGACGCCAAUUUCGAGGGGGGAGAAAAAGGUAGUGAUCGAGGGGGCAAUACAAUGCCUGGGAUACCCAUGAAAGAAGACCUACCCUCUUGUGCCGUUUGCGGCAGUCCUGGCUCUAAGAAGUGCUCUCGUUGCAAAUCCGUCAGAUACUGUUCAUCAAAGUGCCAAACAGCGGAUUGGAAUUCUGGGCAUAAUAAAAAGUGUAAAGAUUAUGGCAAGGAAAAUUCAACACAGAUUGUGACAAGCUAUGCUGGUGUCAAGUCUUUUGGGCUUGGGAAAAGAACUUUUUCAGGAAUUGCACUGGUUCCUAACUCUGGAUCCUCCAGCCAUGUAAAAAAGCCAAGAAAGGUGUAUUUACAGCUUCCUGUUUGUGUUCUUUUCCCUUAUGAGGAAUUUGUGAAACUUUUCAAUUGGGAGAAGCCAGGAUUUCCUCCUUGUGGGCUUUUAAAUUGUGGAAACAGUUGUUUUGCCAAUGUGGUUCUACAGUGCCUCACAUACACGAGGCCUCUUAUUGCCUACUUGCUGGAGAAUGGUCAUAAGAGAGAAUGUAGACGUAAUGAUUGGUGCUUUCUUUGUGAUUUUCAAGAUCAUGUUGAAAGAACAAGCCAAAGUCAGCUUCCUUUUUCACCAAUGAACAUUCUGUCUAGAUUACCCAAUAUUGGUGGCAAUCUUGGCUAUGGCAGACAGGAGGAUGCUCACGAAUUUAUGAGAUUUGCUAUUGAUGCAAUGCAAUCUGUGUGCCUGGAUGAAUUUGGUGGUGAGAAAGCUGUUCAUCCCAGCUCUCAAGAGACAACUCUUAUUCAACAUAUAUUUGGUGGUCACUUGCAAUCUCAGGUGAUAUGUACAAACUGCAAUAAGAUAUCAAAUCAGUAUGAAAAUAUGAUGGAUUUAACUGUCGAGAUUCAUGGUGAUGCUUCAUCAUUGGAGGAAUGCCUUGAUCAGUUCACGGUCAAAGAGUGGCUUCAUGGAGAAAAUAUGUACAGAUGUGAUGGGUGCAAUGACUAUGUCAAGGCAUGGAAGCGUCUUACUAUCCGGCACGCUCCAAAUAUCCUUACAAUUGCCUUAAAAAGAUUUCAGAGUGGGAGAUUUGGGAAACUUAAUAAAAGAGUAACCUUCCCCGAGACUUUAGAUCUUAGCCCCUAUAUGAGUGAUGAAACAUAUGGUACAGACGUGUACAAACUUUAUGCAGUUGUUGUUCAUGUGGAUAUGCUGAAUGCAUCAUUUUUUGGUCAUUACAUCUGUUAUACCAAGGAUUUCUGUGGAAGGUGGCACAGAAUUGAUGAUUGCAAGGUCACAACUGUUGAUUUGGAUGAGGUGCUAUCUCAAGGAGCAUACAUGCUUUUGUAUAACAGGGUUCAGCCCCGAGCUUCGUGUCUUAGAUUUGUUGAAUCUUCAACUAAAGGGGAUCAACAAAUGGUGAAUGGGGAAGCGGAAUUUUGUCGAAAAGAAGAUAUCAAAUGCUUUUCUAUGGCAAAUGCGGUCAUUCCAUUAAAUGGUUCUGGUUGUCUGCCGUGUGAAAAUGGUUUGCAUGUUGAGCCACCCACAGGAGGAGUGAGUUCUGGAAUUGUUAGUAGUGAUUUAAAGGAUAUUGUGGAUGCUGAUUUGGAAAGUGGGGCUUCCACAGGGGAAAGCAUGUCAUCUAUUGACAUUAGUUUUGAAUCUGCAAGAAAGCAUGCAGAAGAUGUGGAUAUGGAUUGUUCCGAGUCAAGUCCGUCUAUUUUGAAGGAGGCUAAUGGCUAUGAGAAAGAUAUCCCAAUAGUUUGCAGCUCUGAAAAUGUGAGAGGCGAAUUAGUGGAUACAAGUGUGAUGGAUUCUGAUACAAGUGAAAUUACUCCGGUCAAAAUUCAAGAUCUAACAUGCGGAUCAACCUCACGCGAUUCAGAUGACAGAGAAAGGAAUGGACACAUAAAAGAAGAGAUGGCUUGCAGUUUUAGUCCAUAGGUUUAUGUUCUAACUCAUUGUUUGUUAAUAGUUUAAAAAACAAUUUGCUCAUUUAAGUUAAAAGCCAGCUUCUCCAUUUUUGUCUGGGGUUUCUUUAUUUGCGUAACCCUGGAUUCCUAAUGUAAAAUUUCUAAUGGGUUUUUAACUUAAACUUCCAUUAAUUGCCACGAGUAUUAAUUUAGAUA